UCGUUGGUGCUUGGCAUGUCGUUUUUGGGCUGUAAGUUUUACACUGGUUUUCUCGUUUACACCCGUAUCGGGCCGGUAUCCGAUACAGACCAGAGGCCGUCGUUUUUCCCCCACCUCGCCUCUCGCUCGAGAUCUAGAUCGAGUUGCGCCGCCGGGAGGCGCCGGCGCUGGUGUCCACGAGGAGGUCAAGCGACGGCGUUCGCGACGGCGACGUGGUGAGGCGCAGAAGACGGUGGCCACGACGGGGUUUAGACGCGCCGACGACGGCGACUCGUUCCUGGCCACGACGGUGACGGCGACUCGUUCCUGGCCACGACGGUGACGGCGACUCGCUCCUGGCCGCGACGGCGACGCUGGCCGGCAGUCGUGACCUGACCGUGACGGCGAACCGCUCAUCCUCCUCCGCUCCGCCAAGAACUGUUAAGAGUGAUUUGGAGGAUUCAAGAUUCUGUGAAGCUCUUUUGACAUUUAAAGCUCAGAACUGAAGAUAAUGGAUACGAGUAACCAUGAUGAUGGAUAUGAGUCAUGUACUGAUUCUGAGGAGGAGGAGGAGGAGGAGGAGAUGAUGUUUCUUGUCUUCCCGACAAUAUAUUGUAUAUCUUCUAGGAGGGAAAAGAUUCCAGUGAACACAUCCAUUCUUACGGGAGCUAAGUAUAUCCGAGAAAUAUUGGAUGGCCACCCUCAACGGUGCCUUGAUAUUCUUAGGAUGGAAUCCCAUAUCUUCCAACUUCUAUGUGACCAUCUUAGAUCCAAAAAUCUUCUAAAAAAUUCAAAAGGAGUCAGUGUUGAAGAGCAACUAGGGAUGUUUAUGUACAUGCUAUCCAGGAAUGCGAGUUAUCGUACGUUGACUGAUAGGUUUCAGCACAGUCCUGAAACGGUGCAUAGGCAUAUCAAUGGAUGCUUCAACGCUAUGAGAUCAUUGGCAUUUGACCUUAUCAAGCAUAGUUCGCUAGAUACUCAUUGGAAAAUAUCAACAAAUCCCCAGUUUUGGCCUUUCUUUGAGAACUGCCUAGGGGCAAUAGAUGGGACUCAUGUUCCCAUGACCAUUACAUCCAACGAGGCUGCUCCAUACAGGAAUAGAAAGGGGACCAUCUCCCAAAAUGUGAUGGUCGCCUGCGACUUCGAUCUCAACUUUGUUUAUGUGUCAGCUGGUUGGGAGGGGUCUGCCUCAGAUGCUGGAGUAUUGAAAUCUGCUAUUCAAUCAGGCUUCCAUGUACCUCCGGGCAAGUAUUAUUUGGUUGACGGAGGCUAUGCAAACACACCACAGUUUCUAGCUCUGUACCGUGGAGUUCGUUACCAUCUAAAAGAUUUCGGUAGAGGUGGCCCUCGUCCAAAGAACCCCAAAGAACUCUUCAAUCUAAGGCAUGCCCGUCUACGGAACCAUAUAGAGCGUACAAUUGGUGUAUGGAAAAUGCGAUUUCCUAUUUUAAAAGUUGGCACACAUUACCCAAUUGACACUCAAGUCAAAAUUCCUAUGGCGGCAGCUGUAUUUCACAAUAUAAUCCGGAGUCACAGAGGUGAUGAACAAUGGCUAGAUACGCAACAAAUGCAAAUUGACCCUCUUCUAUUUGUCACUCUUCCUGAUGGAGAUGACAGACCUCGACAUGUUCCUACAUCCUCAAGCAAUCAAAGGGACCUUGGUAAUUCUAUGAGAGAUGAAAUUGCCAACAGGAUGUGGGCGGACUAUCAAAGAAUUCGAAGUGAAAGAUCGUCACGGAGAUCUACUAGCUAAUAAUUUAAGUUUUUAUUCUGUCAAAGUAAUUUAUUGUAAUGAUGUGGAAUUUGAGAUAUAAAGAUGACAUUUGAGUUAUGUUAAUGUUUCAUUUGAGUUAUGUAAGGAUGACAUUUGAGUUAUGUUAUUAGGAUCGAUCCUAUAUAUUAGCAA
Molecule: messenger RNA, 1885 nt
Organism: Triticum aestivum (bread wheat)
Lineage: Eukaryota; Viridiplantae; Streptophyta; Magnoliopsida; Poales; Poaceae
Product: putative nuclease HARBI1
Exons: 4
Coding region: 491-1732 (413 amino acids)
Source: RefSeq, a predicted model, not a curated record